GAUUGACCUCAGGCGUUUGUACUGUGGAAUGAAGGCUCUGGCGCGUCGCGAGAAAACUAUUUCUAUACUAAUGCAGAUUAACAAUAAUAUUAUCGGGAGCGUUCACUGUGGCUAUUAAUCCGGCUUCCACCAAAACCAAGUAAGCGAACGCCUCCGUUUACAGGAGGAAUGUGUGGGCUAGUUUGCUAAUGGCAAUGCUACAGUAGCUCGCCUGGCUCGUCCUUAUUUUUUUUUUAAAUACUGUCGCUGCGAGAAAACAUAAGAUGAACAUUUCCUUCUACACAGCAUUAAUAUUUCACAGCAUUAACUAAUAAAAUUGGGGUAAACCUGUUGGUUUGGGCGGAGAACGGAAGAAUUCACAAUGAACACAAAGCGCAACAACAGUGAAAGCGGAGCGGGCAGAAUCAACCCAGGCUCGGUUUCAGCAUCAGCGAACAGCAGCUCAUCCGCGAGCUCUUCUCACCGAAAACAAACUAUUAUCAACUCGUCCCACAAAGGAGAGAAGGAGGAGUGCAUGCAGAAUGCGGCCCGCGACAAAAAUCUGUCCAUCUCCACACUCCGAACCCGCCUCGGACCGACCAUUCGGUCCACUCUGUCCGCGGCGGUGGACACUCUUCUGGGCGAGAUCGUGACGGUGCUGUCCGAGACCCAGCGCGAGCUCCAGACCAAGGAGCAGGAGAACGAGAAGCUGAAGGUCCGGCUCGAAGUGUCCGAGAGAGAGCUCAAGACGCUACAGGAGUGCCUGUGUAGCGCGCAGAAAUUAAUCGACCAGCUUCAGGGUCCCUUUGGAAACCCGCCCAUGACGGGACAUCAGGUGUACUCCACCGCUGGACACUUGAACUCGAGCCGUCUGACUCACCGGACCGCGCCCGAGCCGGACCCGCGCUGCUUUACUGGAGCUGAACCCGAGCUGAGUGGCGCUCUGGGCGAUGCCAUACACGGCUUUGACUCCAGGGACGAAUUCAAGAGCUGCCACCUCUCCAUUCAGGCCGACGGGACGGUGACCAACAGCUUCUAUGACCCGAUAUCUGUGCAUUCAUCCAAUAUCUGUUCAGACAUGAACCGAGCGGGUGAGAUGGUGGAAGACAGCAGAAGACUUUCACACACCAGACCCCAAAACACUCCCUCACACCCUAGCUUCUCCAUCAAAGAGGAGCAGGUUCCUGGCUCUGGACAGCUGUGUGUUCGGGGCCGAGAUCCACCCACAGAAGCCGAGCAUUCAGCACAGAGUGUGUGUGAUCUGGCUUACGUUCACGUGGUGGAGGAAGAAGGAGGCUCUCGUUCGCACCAUCAUCCCUCCAAACCUACACCCCCACCUCCCUCCAGGCCUCAGAACGGACCCUCGUCUUCUCUCACAGACCCUAGUUCACCUUCGCAGGGGACGUCUGGCCUUAGAUCCUCAGCCCAGAGAGAUUCUCCUGGUUUGGGUAUGAGCACCAGGAGGAGCCCAGGGGUCGGCGGUUCAUCUCCAGAAGAGCCCAUCCGGCGCUCCAUCUCCGAGCUGAUGGGGGAAGCUCCCGGGGAACGUCCUCAUUUAUGUCUAGAGUGCGGAAAGACCUUCCGUCUGAUUUCCAGCCUGAAGAAGCAUCUAAGGAUCCACACAGGAGAGAAACCGUACCCGUGCACCGUAUGCGGCCGGCGUUUCCGUGAAUCCGGCGCUCUUAAGACUCACCUCCGCAUCCACACCGGCGAAAAGCCAUAUUCUUGCUCUGAUUGCGGGACGCAGUUUCGGCAUCUGGACGGGCUGAGGAAGCAUCGCCGCACACACACCGGUGAAAAGCCCUAUGUGUGCAGCAUCUGUGGGAAACGUCUCAGUCGCCUUCAGCAUUUGAAGCACCACCAGCGUAUUCACACAGGAGAGCGGCCCUGCUGCUGCCCACUUUGCCACAGAGGAUUUAAAGAUCCAGCCAGUCUGAGGAAGCAUCUCCGCGCCCAUCAGGGGGAGCCAGGGGCAGAUGAAGCCAUAGGGAUGGCUGGUUUGGGAGAAGGCGAUGGAGGAUCCAUGGAUGAUGAGGAUAUGAGGUUCGGGAUGUGGGGGGAGGAGGAAGGGAAUGAUGGUGAGCCUGUGGUGGACUGUGUGUAGUCCUCAUGCAGUUACAGAUAAGCAAACUAUAUGGUUUUUACCAUCAGUUAACCUCUUUUUUUUUUUUUUUUUUUUUGAUGGGACAAUUUUUUUUCUACUUUUUGUUAAAGGGAUAGUUAGGUUCACCCCAAAAAAAAACAAAUCUGUCAUCAUUUACUCACCCUUCGCUUGUUCAAAACCUAUUUAAGUUUCUUUCGUCAUUGAACAUACAACUUAUUUAAAAUGAGCUGAAACAACACAAUUCUUGAGAUUUCAUUGGGACAACUUAAUUUUUUUAUGUUCAAUCCACAUAAAUUUGUUAAAAGUGUUCAUUUAAGUUAACUUAAUCGAUUUGUGUUGGGAGAACAUGAAUGAAUUAUGUGUAACCCUGCAUUUUUUAUAGUGUAAAGGAAAUUACUUUGAAGAAUGAUGAUCGAUGGAGCCUGUUGACUUCCAUAGUUUCCAUUUUUCCUGUACCAUCGACCAGCAUUUUCCAAAAACACCUUCUUUUGUGUUCAACACAAGAAAGAAAUUACAUCGGGAGAGUAAAUAGUGAGGUAAUUUUCUUUUUUUUUUUGGUGAACUACUCCUUUAAGACUGAAAUAUGUUGAGGUCUAAAAGACAGUCGCUACAUUCCGACCUCAAAUCUGCUGUGACGUUUUCUUUCAGCGACUAUCUUUUUCUUUACAAUAUGAUUAUGUAUCUUUGAACAUCAUAACUUAUUCCAAAUAUCAAGUACAUUCAAUAUACGACAACACAGAUGUCACAUCAGAGACUGCAGAUCUUGCCGCCAUUUUUCUUACUGUGUGUGUUGUGUUUCAUUGUAGAUGCUGUUGACGCUUCAGUGGGACUAACAGGGUAUAUCUUGUACGAUCUGUUUUUCACAACUUCUGGGUGUAUUCAUUGGUGUAAUGAUCAUUUUUAUGUGAAAGAGAGAGUAAGAAAGAGCUAUUGUGGAAGAAAUUAAAGCCUUAACUGCGGUUUUAGUGCACAGGCUCACACACAGAUGCGCAUCAAGGGUCAAAUGAGGAUGCUGUGUUCAGGGUGAAAGGUGCUGAUCCAAAGAAUCAGAACAGGUGUCUGCCAGGGUUAAUUCAUGAGUUCACUUUGAGACUUAUCUGUAAAAAUGUAUCUACGCAUCCAACUUAGCUAUGUACUCAACUGCAGAUUUUUUGAAGGCUUUUUCAUUCAAAUUAGGAGUAAUAAACCAGCAAAUUGAGGAAACGUUUAAAGUGGCGCCUUCUAGUGGACGUAAGAGGGAAAUACUGUUACUGCCAAAUAGCUUAACAAAAGAUAGAGAUGUCCUUUCUGUUGUGGCCAUGGCAUUAAUCUGUGUGGUUUUGUGAAUACUUUUAUUUACACCGAGUUUUCUUUUAUAUAUCUUAUUUUGUACAUUCAACUUGUAUAUUCUGUACAUUAAACUCAAUUAGAUUUAGCCUUAACUAUCUCAAGACGGUAACUGGAGCUUUUAAAAAGAUCCAUGACUAUUGUUGUAAUAACUUUGGACUGUUUAAACAGUUUGCUUUUUAUUUUUCAAUAUUCCAUUUGUCUCAGUGCCCGUGUGUGAUGUUGAGUUUAAAGAUGUUGGACGUUGGAGGUCAGAGGUUUGACGGCUGUGGUUCAUUUGUAGUCGGAUCAACAAAACGAUUGUAGUCAAAACCCAAAAACACCAGACUUAAUGUCCUAAUAUAAAUAUGUAGAACGGAAUGUUUAAUAUUAAGAUCCUUUUUUGAGUGUUUAACACACGCAACGCUUAAGACAAAUAGAUAAAAAGAGUCGAUGAAAUCAGUGUGAACUUUAAUCCUCUACAAUUAUUCGUCAUUGUAAGACAACCUCAAAUUAGAAAACAUUCAAAUCUGUUGAUCAUUUUGUUAUAACAGAAGCUUUACUCACACAUAUUCUUCAGUGUGUAUAACCAACCAUUUUACUCUUUUUAUAAAAAAAGGGCACAGUCUUCAUCUCUUGUCUGUAACGCUUCAUAUUCCGAAUUAUGUACCACCGUAUUAUAAUCAUUUACAAUUAAAACUUUUCAAGUUC
Molecule: messenger RNA, 4099 nt
Organism: Danio aesculapii
Lineage: Eukaryota; Metazoa; Chordata; Actinopteri; Cypriniformes; Danionidae
Product: zinc finger protein 37
Exons: 2
Coding region: 362-2083 (573 amino acids)
Biological process (GO): regulation of transcription by RNA polymerase II
Cellular component (GO): transcription regulator complex; PcG protein complex
Molecular function (GO): RNA polymerase II cis-regulatory region sequence-specific DNA binding; DNA-binding transcription factor activity, RNA polymerase II-specific
Source: RefSeq, a predicted model, not a curated record